Molecule: messenger RNA, 6153 nt
Organism: Lactuca sativa (garden lettuce)
Lineage: Eukaryota; Viridiplantae; Streptophyta; Magnoliopsida; Asterales; Asteraceae
Source: RefSeq, a predicted model, not a curated record
AUUAAAAAAAAAAAUUGAUUAAUGCAAGAACAUUAAAAAAAAUGCACCAUGUAUAUAUCAUGUAAGAUUCGCUUGUGAUUAUAUCAUGUAAGAUUCACAUGUGAUUGUAUCUUUUAAGAUUCAAAUGUGAAAUUUACAAGAAAAUUUUAAAAAAUAAUAAACGAACAACACUCACAUAGGCAUGGAUUGGCUGAGCCCAAAUGAGCGGUAAUCGACUAUGAGCAACAGUUGGUUAGUGUCAGGACCCCAAGUGGGGGAGAGCUGGUGAUUUACGGCGAGAGACCGCAACAUGGACCAACUUUAUGUUCAAUAGCAAGCACUUGGCGCUACCUUCAGUAGGGUUGUGCACGUUAUGUCGUCUACGUCAUGGAUACCCGAGAGGUGGGUAAGGUGACCAUGAGCGUUGUGUCACUUGUACGAGAGUACCUGGAUGUAUUCCCAGAGGAGUUGUCUGGGAUACCUCCAGAGAGACAAAUGGAGUUCCGGAUCGACCUAGUCCCUGGUGUGGCCCCGAUAGCCAAGGCACCAUACCGGUUGGCUCCUCUCGAGAUGCGUGAGUUGUCUACACAGCUGCAGAAGCUAUUAGAAAAUGGAUUCAUCAGGCCGAACAGUUCGCCUUGGGGAGCCCCGAUCCUGUUUGUGAAGAAGAAGGAUGGGUCACAUCGGAUAUGUAUAGACUACCGGGAACAAGGUAACGGUGAAGAACCGUUACCCACUCCCGAAGAUUGAUGAUCUCUUCGAUCAGCUUUAGGGGGCAUCUUGGUUUUCCAAGAUUGAUUUGCGUUCAGGCUAUCAUCGAAAGAGAGUCAGAGAUGAGGAUGUACAUAAGACUGCUUGUCGGACUCACUAUGGCCACUACGAGUUCGUGGUGAUGCCCUUUGGGCUCACCAAUGCCUUUAUUGUGUUCAUGGACCUCAUGAAUCGCGUAUGCAGACCGAUGCUAGAUCGGUCUUUGAUACUCUUUAUUGAUGACAUCUUGGUUUACUCCAAGACGUAGGAGCAACAGGAGGAACACUUGCGGGAGGUGUUAGAUACCCUGAGGAGGGAGAGCUUGUAUGCCAAGAUCUCCAAGUGCGGGUUUUGGUUGCUGUAGGUGUAGUUUUUGGGGCACCUUGUCAACUAGAAUGAUAUUUUGGUUGACCCGGCCAAAGUAGAGGCCGUGAUGAGAUGGGAGGUUCUGACGUCUCCAUCUGAGAUUUGGAGUUUCCUCGGGUUAGCAGGCUAUUACCGAAAAUUCAUACAGGACUUCUCCAAGAUAGCAGUACCCUUGACCUGACUGACAAAGAAAGCCGUUGUAUUUCGCUGGGGGCCUGAGCACCAGACAUCGUUCGAGACGUUGAGGCAAAAGUGUGUAAGGCGCCGAUCUUAGCCCUGCCAGAGGGCGUGGAGGAUUUUGUAGUAUAUUGCGAUGCGUCCAUCUCAUGUAUGGGUGCAGUGUUGAUGCAGUGAGGGUACGUCAUCGCCUACGCCUCGAGGCAGCUGAAGCCUCACGAUGCGAACUACCCAACGUAUGACGUGGAGUUAGGGGCGGUUGUUUUCGCCCUCAAGAUUUGGCGACACUACCUCUAUGGGGUCUGUUGUACCAUUUACACGGACCACAAGAGCUUGAGGUACCUCAUGGAUCAGCCGAAUCUGAACAUGAGGCAGCGACGGUGGUUGGAUGUGGUGAAGGAUUACGGUUGGGAGAUCUUGUACCACCUAGAGAAGGCCAAUGUUAUGGCUGAUGCACUUAUCCUCAAGGCAUUCGCAGCCUCGAUCAGAGACAUUUGUCUGAGGAUGACAAUAGUGACUCCGCUUCUGGAGAUGAUCGGGGAGGCCUAGUAGGAGGCUAUGAAGAAGGAACAUCGGAAGAGUGAGCAUAUAGUGGACCCGAUUUCCUCCUUCGACUAUGAUAGCCACGGGCUGUUGACACUUCACCAUAGAGUGUGGGUUCCGUAUGCAGGCAGUGUGUGCCAGAUCCUGAUGGAGGAGGCACAUAAGUCCAAAUUUUUCAUCCAUCCCGAGGCAACGAAGAUGUAUAUAGAUCUUCGUCCUGAUUACUGGUGGCCCUGCAUGAAGCGGGAUGUAGCCAGGUACAUUGAGAGGUUCUUGACCUGCAGGAAGGUCAAGGUCGAGCACCAGAGGCCUCACGGAAAGACGCGACCGUUGGAUAUACCUGUGUGGAAAUGGGAGGAUAUUACUAUGGAUUUCAUCACAAAGCUUCGUAGGACCACACAGGGAGUGGAUUCAAUUUGGGUCAUCGUGGAUCGGUCGACCAAUAGUUCCCAUUUCAUACCGAUUUAGGAGAGCAUUUCAGCCGAAAAGCUGGCCGACAUCUACAUCAGAGAGGUAGUAGCUCGACAUGGAGUGCCAGUUUUCGUGAUUUCUGACCGAGAUGUACAAUUUACUUCCAGAUUCUGGAAGAAAUUUAAUGACGAGUUGGGUACUCGUCUGCACUUUAGCUUGACUUUUCAUCUAAAGACGGAUGGUCAGAGUGAGCGGACCUUCCAGACCUUGGAGGAUAUGCUGCGGGCAUGUGCUUAGACUUUGGUGGUAGCUGGGAUACCUACCUUCCCUUGGCAUAAUUUUCUUAUAAUAAUAGCUACCAUGCCAGCAUCGACCGUCCUCCAUUCGAGAUGUUAUAUGGGAGGAAGUGCGCAACCCUGAUAUGUUGGGGUGAGGUUGGACAGAAAGUCACAGGGAGUACCGAAGUGGUACUCAAGACAACCUAGAGGAUCUAGCAGGUCCAAAGUAGAAUCCAGACGACCAAGAGUCGGUAGAAGAGUUACGCCGACCGACGAUGAUAUGGUCCUCCUGAAGGUGUCACCUUGGAAAGGGGACAUCUGGUUCAGGAAGCGGGGCAAGGUGGGCCCCAGAUACAUCGGACUGUUCAGGGUUAUAGCCUAGGUAGGCAAGGUUGCGUAUGGGCUGGACCUACUAGCUGAGCUCAGUCAGAUCCAAAGCACCUUUCAUGUCUCCUAGCUGCGGAAGUGCUUGGUAGAUGACUCUGUAGUGGUACCCUUAGAGGAUAUUUAGGUGGAUGACAGUUUGAACUACAUCGAGCGACCAAUAGCCAUCCUUGACAGGACGACAAAGGAUUUGAGGAACAAGAGGGUGGAGUUGGUGAAGGUGCAGUGGCAGCACCGCAAGGGCUUGGAGUUGGUUUGGGAGCUGGAGGAUGAGAUGAGGGGGGACUACCUCGAACUAUUUCUGGGUGCAGCAAACUUCGAGGACGAAGUCUAAAAUAAAUGGGGGAGAUUUGUAACACCCGGUUCCUGCUUGUGAGAGAAGGAGAAGCUCGGGGAUUCAAGAGGAAGCUUGUAGAUCCAAAGUUUGAGCUGCAUUUCUGACUCAUUUGAGGUAUAAAUUUGAUACAUUGGCUUUCUAUUACUUAGAUUUUCAUUUAGGGAAGUAUGUUGUCACUUUUGGGCCAUAUUGAAGUCAUUUUCGGGAUUUGAGUAUAUCAUGAAGUUGUGACUUCAGAUCUAGGCACUCAUGAGCUUAUGAGGCUUAAAGUUGUCAGCUUUAUCAAGCAUUGGCUCUUCUCCAUGCCCCAAAUCUAGGCAUUCAACGUAAAUCUAAGCAACCAAGGGGUAGUGUUGUAACUCAUUUAUGUUGGUAGUGAUUGCUCAUAUUUAUGUAAUUCAUAAGUAGCAAUUAUGUAUAAUCUUUGGUUCACUCACUUCUAUAUAAAGGUUGCUAUGUCCUCUUGUAUUACACAUUCAUAUUAUCUAACAAGAAUCUUUGCAUGAUCGUUAAGUUGAGCUAAUUUUUCUUAGGAUAGUUAUCAUAUUAAUUUUUCACAUAGUUAUCUUAUUAAUCAAUAAUUAAUUUUUCAACUAUCGUUUAAUUUUCAUCUAACAACUAGCUAUUUAGUUCCAAAAAAAUGUCCAGAUUUUAUUGUUUUAUCAUUUCACACCUAAACCAAUAUGGAUAACAUGAUUAACAUCUAGCAGGAGUCAAAUACAACGCCUUUUUCUUUUUCCAGGGACUCAGGGAGUGUAGUAUACCUAACCAGAAAAUUAUCACUAAAACCAUGGAUAUUCAUUCAUCGAUUUAAGGAUGUCCAUAUGAUAUGAUAAACGGCUUCAGUCAUAUAACAUUUUAUCGAUUAUAUUCUUGAAAGACGUAUAAAAAUGUGUCAGCAUUGCUAAUGAAUAGAAACUUUUAGACCAAUUCUCUACCAAUUCAUUUUGUUUUGUUGUAUACAAACAAAUUAUGCCGGCCGAAUUUCUUAGGAAUGAAAGUCUCAUUUGCUUUGUGUUAAUUGUUCGUGCUUCACAUCGCCAUUAAUCUCCGAUCCCACCACACCUCGUCACUAUCACUUUCCACUGUUUCUUGAUUCCUCCAAUAAUCACACAACUAAAAAAAAUUCAUCGACUUUUCUACAGAUUCUCUCAUUCAAAAUGUACCCAAACUCCAUCCUCAACGAAACCCAAUUCCUAGAUUAUAAUCCCUUGGAAAGGUAUGAUUAUGAACAGGUGGACAAUCAGUUUCCGGCGCCGGAAAUAGAGAACCAGGCAGUCGACGAAGAACUCCCUCCGUUAGAAGACGUAAACAACACCAUCAAUCAGUUUGAUGCGCAGCGAUUGUCAGUCCAGGUUCCAGAUCUCGAUAACCAUGAUCAGACACCGUUCUUGAUACCGGAAUUCGACCAAUUAACGAAGGGGAUUGCAAAUUCAAAGUUAAAGUCAAAAUCAGCGAACCGCGAUCUGAAUUCUCCGGCGUCCCUAGAGCUUCUGAGUUUUUCCCGGAGCAAAUUUAAGCGUUUACCAGACGAAAUUGUACCGGAUUGUGCCGGGAAACUGUCGACGGUGGAAAUCAUCGAACUGGCAGCGGAGAAGUUUAUAAAGUUUUCAGCUCAACAGGUCAAUGGGUACACCAUCUUCACUCAUCCGUACGGGUCGUCGGCGUUCACGAGCUUAUCGAUAGACGAGACCAGAGAGGUGGAGCUUGUUUUCCAGCUUUUGACUGCCGCCGAGAAUGUUAGCCGGAAACAGUUUGAUGUUGCCAGCAAAUUCAUAGCACGGUGUGGUUGGGUGGCGUGCGACAGCGGCUCUCCGGUUGAACGGCUGGUGUUCUAUUUAUGCGAAGCAUUGCAGAAAAGAAUUGGAAAAGAAAUUGAUAUACCGGUUGCUACGAAACUAGAAAAACAGUGUCUAAAGAAUGAAAAUCAUAUGGCAUUGGGAACAAAUAUGACAUUCUUGGCCGUUUAUCAAGCCCUUCCGUUCAAUCAAGUGUUGCAUUUCACUGGCAUACAAACAAUCAUCGAUCAAGUUGGGACAUCAAAGCAAGUGCAUUUGAUCGACAUCCACAUUAGGAGCGGUGUACAAUGGACAGCUAUGAUGCAAGCAUUGGCAAACCAAAGUUCACAAAUUGAGCUUUUGAAACUUACCGCAUUUGCAACAACCUCAGAUGUCCAAGAAGUCGGGGAAACCGGAAAAAGAUUGGAGAGUUUUGCAACAACUUUGAGUUUGCCCUUCUCAUUUAAAAUGUUAGUGCUAUCGGACAUCACCGAGGUGGAAGAAAAGCAGUUUGAGGUCCAGGAUGGGGAAGUAAUCGCAGUCUAUUGUCAUAUGAUUCUAAGAACAAUGAUUUUGAAGCCCCAAAGGUUGGAAAAUAUGAUGAGAGCUAUCAAAACGAUCAACCCCUCGAUUGUUGUUAUAGCUGAGGUUGAAGCCAACCAUACUUCAACUUCUUUUGUGAAGCGGUUUACGGAGACGUUAUUCUUCUAUGGUGCUUAUUUUGAUUGUUUGGAUGCAUGUAUGAGUGGAGAUAAUGUUCAUAGAUCCGUGAUGGAAGGUGUUCAUUUUGCUGAUGGGAUACAAAACAUAGUGGCGUCCGAGGGGGACGAGCGGAUGAGUAGGAGUGUGAAGAUGGAUACAUGGAAGUCGUUUUUUGCAAGGUUUGGGAUGGUGGAGAUUGAGUUAAGUGAUUCGUGUCUUUAUCAAGCACAACUUGUGUUGCAACGGUUUUCAUGUGCAAAUUCUUGCAUGCUUGAGAAUAAUGGAAAGUGUUUAAUUAUUGGGUGGAAAGGAACUCCAUUGCAUUCUCUUUCGACAUGGAAGUUCAUUUAGUAAUGAUGGAUUGUAAUACUUUUGGUUUCCUAAGCCUAUAAUUGUUUUAGGGACAUUUAGACGGCAGAACAAUGUUAAUAAGAUAUAAUUUGCAAUA